AUGGAGAAGCAAGGGCCAGGCACUCUGCGGAUAAGGCAAGUCCUGCUUCUCUUUGUUUUUCUGGGAAUAUCUCAGGCAGGCUCUGAGCCAGGGCGCUUUUCUGUGGCAGAGGAAAUGCAGAGCGGGAGCUUUGUAGGCAAUUUUGCAAAGGACUUGGGACUGGAGGUGGGGGAGCUAUCUUCACGGGAGGCUCGGGUGGUCUCUAAAGACAACAAACAACAUUUGCAGCUGAACAGAAAUACCGGAGAUUUGCUCCUAAGCGAAACACUAGAUCGGGAGGAGCUCUGUGGCUCCACCCAGCUGUGUGUGCUGCAUUUGCAGGUGUUAAUGCAAAACCCCUUGCAGUUUUUUAGAAUUGAGCUCGAGGUCACGGAUAUAAAUGACCACGCUCCCGUUUUUCUGGAAAAAGAAAUGCUCCUAGAAAUCCCAGAGAAUAGUCCCGUCGGUACUGUGUUCUUAUUAGAAAGUGCGAAGGAUUUUGACGUGGGAAUCAACACUCUGAAAAACUACACAAUCAGCUCCAACUCUAAUUUCCACGUUAAAAUGAGAGUCAAUCCAGACAAUAGGAAAUACCCAGAGUUGGUUUUGGACAAGUCACUGGAUUACGAAGAGCAGCCUGAGUUCAGUUUCAUCCUCACUGCUUUAGACGGUGGAUCUCCGCCCAGAUCUGGGACUGCGUUGGUUCGGAUAGUGGUUGUGGAUAUUAAUGACAACUCCCCUGAAUUUGAACAGCCCUUUUAUGAAGUGAAGAUUCCAGAGAAUAGCAUCUUAGGCUCACAGCUUGUGACUGUCUCAGCUUGGGAUUUAGAUUCAGGAACAAAUGGGGAAAUAUCAUACACUUUUUCUCAUGCCGCAGAAGAUAUUUACAAGACAUUUGAAAUUAAUCAGAAGUCUGGAGAAAUUAGUCUCACAGCACUCUUGGAUUUUGAAACAACUGAAUCAUAUUCAGUAAUUGUUCAAGCCACAGAUGGAGGUGGCCUUUUUGGAAAAACAACAGUGAGAAUUCAGGUGAUGGAUGUGAAUGACAAUGCUCCCCAAGUCACUGUAUCAUCAAUUACCAGUUCAGUCCCGGAAAAUUCUCCUGAAACUGUGGUUAUGGUGUUCAGUAUCCUAGAUAGAGAUUCCGGGGACAACGGGAAAAUGAUUUGUUCUAUCCCGGAAGACCUCCCAUUUAUGCUAAAACCUACCAUUGAGAAUUACUACACAUUGGAAACGGAGAGAACACUGGACAGAGAAAGCUUAGCGGAGUAUAACAUCACCAUCACUGUCUCAGACUUGGGCAACCCCAGACUCAAAACCCAGCACAACAUAAUCUUGUCGGUGUCAGACGUCAAUGACAACGCACCGACCUUCACCCAAAGCUCCUACACCCUUUUCAUCCAGGAGAACAACAGCCCCGCCCUGCACUUCGGCAGCAUCAGCGCCACAGACAAAGAUUCAGGAACCAACGCUCAAGUCACCUACUCGCUGCUGCCUUCCCAAGAGCCGCAUCUUCCACUGGCCUCCUUGGUCUCCAUCAACGCGGACAAAGGGCACCUGUUCGCUCUGAGGUCGCUGGAUUACGAGGCCCUGCGAGCUUUCGAGUUCCGCGUGGGCGCGGUCGACGCUGGCUCCCCGACGCUGAGCAGCGAGGCCCUGGUGCGCGUGGUGAUCGUGGACGAAAAUGACAACUCGCCCUUCGUGCUGUACCCGCUGCAGAACGGCUCUGCGCCCUGCACUGAACUAGUGCCCAGAGCGGCCGAGGCGGGCUACCUGGUGACCAAGGUGGUAGCAGUGGACAGUGACUCAGGCCAGAACGCUUGGUUGUCCUACCAGCUGCUCAAGGCCACGGAGCCCGGGCUGUUCAACGUGUGGGCGCACAAUGGCGAGGUGCGCACCGCCAGGCUGCUGAGCGAGCGCGACGCGACCAAGCACAGACUCGUCGUGCUGGUGAAGGACAAUGGUGAGCCGUCAAUGUCGGCCACCGUUACGCUGAACUUGCUCCUGGUGGACGGCUUUUCACAGCCUUACCUGCCGCUGCCGAAGUUGGCCCCAGACGAGUCCCAGGCUGACUCGCUCACCAUCUAUUUGGUCAUUGCGUUGGCGUCAGUCUCCUCGGUCUUCCUGUUCUCUGUGCUCCUGUUUGUCGCUUUGCGGCUGUGCAGGAGGAAUAGGGCAGCCUCGAUGGGUCGCUACUCGGUGCCUGAGGGCCGCAUUCCAGACCAUUGGGUCGACAUUAGCGGCACAGAGACUUUGUCUCAGAGGUUCCUCUAUGAGGCGUUUCUGAUGGGCGGUUCAGGGACAAAUGAAGUGAAGUUCUUGAAGCCGGUUAUCCCCAACUUCCCACCCCACGACCCUGGAAAAGAAAUAGAGGAAAACCCUUCCUUCCGCAAUAGCUUUGGAUUCAAUGUUCAGUAA
Messenger RNA from Orycteropus afer afer, 2397 nucleotides. RefSeq names its product protocadherin beta-12-like. Gene Ontology annotation, molecular function: calcium ion binding. Gene Ontology annotation, cellular component: plasma membrane. The transcript has a single exon. Gene Ontology annotation, biological process: homophilic cell-cell adhesion. Lineage: Eukaryota; Metazoa; Chordata; Mammalia; Tubulidentata; Orycteropodidae. Bases 1 to 2397 code for a protein of 798 amino acids. The record is from RefSeq and is a predicted model, not a curated record.